Messenger RNA from Drosophila elegans, 1165 nucleotides. It is a transcript of the gene Ppt2, whose product is annotated as lysosomal thioesterase PPT2 homolog. Bases 77 to 946 code for a protein of 289 amino acids. Lineage: Eukaryota; Metazoa; Arthropoda; Insecta; Diptera; Drosophilidae. Gene Ontology annotation, cellular component: lysosome. The record is from RefSeq and is a predicted model, not a curated record. The transcript is spliced from 5 exons. Gene Ontology annotation, molecular function: thiolester hydrolase activity.
AGCCAGCUAGUAAAGAUACGGAUACAUCAACAACAACAGUUGCAAACCAAAUCCAUUGUUUAUUGUUAAUCGCAAAAUGAGGCUUCAACUGAGGAUCCUUCUUGCGAUUUUAGCAUCCUGUUCAUGGAUUUCCGGCUCGCUGGCCUACAAACCGGUGGUUAUCCUCCACGGCAUCCUCUCCGGUGCCGAAUCCAUGUCGUUUUUGGUCCGGGAAAUCGAAGAGAUUCAUCCUGGAACCAUUGUGUAUAACUGCGAUAAGUUCAGCGGAUGGUACAGUUUGGAGAAUGCCUGGCGACAGGUCGACCAAGUCAGGGAUUACCUCAACGAGGUGGGCAAACUUCAUCCCGAGGGCAUCAUCGUGUUGGGCUACUCCCAGGGAGGUCUUUUGGCCCGGGCUGCAAUACAAAGUCUGCCUGAUCACAAUGUGAAGACCUUCAUAUCCCUAUCUUCACCUCAGGCGGGGCAAUACGGAACCAGCUUCUUGCACCUGAUAUUUCCCGAUCUGGCGGCCAAGACGGCGUUCGAGUUGUUUUACUCGCGGGUGGGGCAGCACACCUCGGUGGGUGGCUACUGGAACGAUCCGCAAAGGCAGGAGCUCUACCUGAAGUACAGUGAGUUCCUGCCGCUGAUCAACAACGAGAAGGUGACCUCCAACUCCACAUCGUUUAAGAUGGGAAUGGUGCGGCUCAAUAGAUUAGUGAUGAUCGGAGGACCCAACGACGAUGUUAUCACUCCCUGGCAAUCCAGCCAUUUCAGUUACUACGACGAGAACAUGGAUGUGAUCCCGUUCAACAAGCGAAAGAUCUUCACAACCGACUCCAUCGGCAUUAAGACUCUUCAGGAGGCUGGCAAACUAACCAUUGUGAUCAAACCCCAUGUCCAUCAUCUUGCCUGGCACACGCGUAGGGAUGUCAUCCACCAAGUUAUAAUGCCAUAUCUGGACUGAACUACAAAUCGAAACUGCUGUGAAGCGACCAAAGCGCUGUGAUCGAAAAGGCGGAUUUUAGCUCGCUAUCAUCAAUAAGCAUUAAUGUGAAGUUGCUACACGGGCCACACAAUGAUCUUUUAUCGGUAAUUUAGCUUUAGAUUAUUUACAAUGACCUGCAAUUCGCAGGAGAGAUUUAUACAAAUUUAUUAACAAAAUAUAUAUGGAUAGGUAAAUGAA